AUGGAGAACGUAUCCAUCAUAGUCAGCUUUGAGCUGACAAUGGAUCCGUUUUGCAUCCCUUCAGGAGCCAAAUAUCCCAUAUUUUUCAUCGGCAUCUUCAUGUACUUACUUAGCAUUAUAUGCAAUCUGACUCUGUUGCUUCUCAUUGUGUUGCAACAAAGUCUCCACAAGCCCAUGUAUUUUAUUCUUUUCAACCUUCCCCUAAAUGAUCUUGUUGGCAUCACAUCCGUGUUCCCCAAGGUUCUGUCUGAUAUUGUAACAGAAACCAGUUACACAUACUAUCCUCUCUGUGUGUUUCAGGGUUUCCUGCUUCACAUGUAUGGGGGUGGUGUAUUGUUUAUUCUUGCUGCAAUGGCUUUUGAUCGAUACGUUGCCAUUUGCAUGCCGCUGCGAUACAAUGCUAUCAUGACACCCAAGGUUGCAGUGGGAAUUGUUGCUUUAGUGUGGGGUCUCGACUUUUUUUUCAUCGUCUUGUUGUUCUCCUUGCAAAGCAAGCAUCCCAGAUGCAAAUCCCGCAUUCUGAACGUGUUUUGUGAUAACCCCUCUCUCCUCAAGCUCACGUGCAGCAACACCACAGUCAAUAACAUUGUAGGAUUGUUCAUCACUGCCGUAAUGCAGGUUGUUAGUGUUUCUAUUCAAGUUUUUUCCUAUGUUCAGAUUUUGAUCAUCUGCUUGGUCACAAGUCGGUCUGAAGCGAAAAGCAAGGCCAUCAAUACCUGUCUUGCUCAACUGGCUAUUUUCAUUACAUAUGAAAUUGUUGGAACUUUCACUAUCCUAUCACACAGGUUCGCAAAUGUUAAUGCAGAUAUGCAAAAGAUUAUAGGGAUGCUCAUUUUUUUAGUGCCUCCACUUGUUAAUCCAAUUGUUUACGGAUUGAACAGCUAUGAAGUACGACAAAAUCUCCUAAAAGUCUUUAAAAGAAAAAUAUCUGUGUAG
Molecule: messenger RNA, 936 nt
Organism: Triplophysa rosa
Lineage: Eukaryota; Metazoa; Chordata; Actinopteri; Cypriniformes; Nemacheilidae
Product: olfactory receptor 1-like
Exons: 1
Coding region: 1-936 (311 amino acids)
Biological process (GO): G protein-coupled receptor signaling pathway
Cellular component (GO): membrane
Molecular function (GO): olfactory receptor activity; G protein-coupled receptor activity
Source: RefSeq, a predicted model, not a curated record